Molecule: messenger RNA, 342 nt
Organism: Suricata suricatta (meerkat)
Lineage: Eukaryota; Metazoa; Chordata; Mammalia; Carnivora; Herpestidae
Gene: DEFB116
Product: defensin beta 116
Exons: 2
Coding region: 14-313 (99 amino acids)
Biological process (GO): innate immune response
Cellular component (GO): extracellular region
Source: RefSeq, a predicted model, not a curated record
AUUCUCUCAGGACAUGCAGGUCAUGAAGCCCUAUUUAAUGACCAUUUCGAUCCUUCUGAUCCUGGUUCCGAAGACUCCAGGUGACCUGUUCAGACCCUGCUCUGGCAAGAGCCAAAUGCCUUGGAUUCCAUGCAGGCUGUACCAUGGCACUUGCAGAAACACCUGCAGAAAAAAUGAGAUUCAAUACUUAACCUGCCCAAGUGAUCAGAAGUGCUGCCUGAAACUUUCUGUGAAACAUUCUAACAACGCAAAGGAUUAUGGCUCUGACUCCAACCUGUCAGUUACAGACAUUUCAAGCUACUCUAAAAUUUGAAUAUCACCAACCAUACCACCUCUUUCCCC